Messenger RNA from Quercus robur (English oak), 1232 nucleotides. RefSeq lists its product as uncharacterized. Lineage: Eukaryota; Viridiplantae; Streptophyta; Magnoliopsida; Fagales; Fagaceae. Bases 134 to 880 code for a protein of 248 amino acids. The transcript is spliced from 7 exons. The record is from RefSeq and is a predicted model, not a curated record.
AAACGACGGCGGUUCCCAUGUUUUGCUUAAGGUAGAUUCGCUUCCAUGGUCCGAAAGAUCCAUUUCCGAGCUUGUGUUCAACUUUAGUCUUCACAGGCAGAAAUGAUGAUCACAAUAACAACACAGUGAAAAAAUGGCGUACACAAUCAAAUUUCUUCAUCCAAUUAGACAAUCUCUCACUGCAAUAACCUCUUCUUCUCCACCAAUCUCUCAUUCUAGAAAGUUCUUCUAUGCCAAAUUUGAGCCUUUGAAGAUGUCAAUAAAGGGCCUUGAACCUGUUCUUCGCAACUAUGCCUCAACAUUUCAUUCUAAAUUAUAUACACAAAGAAAAUAUUUCUGCUUUUCAGGGAGUAAAUUAAGUAUUGGAAGCAUUUUUGGUGUGUCCAUUGUACUUGGAUCAAAAAGUUUUUGGCCUCGUAUUGCUUAUGCUAUGGAUGGUCAUGAUAUUUUACUAGAUGAUCGCCACUUCUUGGAUGAUUCUGAUGCGGAAGAAGAUCCACAACCGUUCUGGAUGUAUGCCAGGAAAUUCUGGCUGCCAGUUUUUUUCUUUCUUACUGUUUUGACGAACUUGGAUCACCCUAUUGCACUAAUCACAAUUGAAGUUAUUUUAUUCCUCCUCAGCACAAAGCCCAGUCCUCUCUCAGUAUAUGUUUUUGUUGAUCAGCUAUGUCAACAAUCUGUGCGCCAAGAACCUCACUUGUAUAAAGUUAAGUCAUUAUAUGCCAAAAAGGUUGAAGUACAAGACUAUAAGCUUCUCUGCCUUGCUAAAGUUGAACUAAAAGAAGAAACGAUCUCUUUGGUUGGAAUUCUAGGUGGCUGGUGGACUUUGCCAACAAUUUUUAUCAGGGUACUUUUUCUUUUAUUAGAAAUGGAGCUUUGAAGCAUUAUUCAGAAAACAACUAAAAAGGGGUGUUGAAUCUUCCAGAAUUCCUAUUCAAAGAUCAAGAGUAGCUCACAAUUUUUCAUGAAGUCAUCAUCAUACGGCCUAGCAUCAAUAUUCUUAUUGAGAGAGGGAGCUGCGCUAUAGAGUUUGACACGGAAUGAUAAUUUGUCCCAUUGCAUAUACCAUAAUUCAGUUGUGAUAGCGCAAUUACCGACUUGCAUAAUUCAUAGUUGAUUCUAAAUGAAGAGAGAGGAAUAGGAACACGUGUACAGGUUAUUUUUGGACCAAUGAAUCAAUGAUACCCUUUGCAUCAGCCAUGACGCAAUUUAUGAAUUAACUGUUUCGUAAA